AUGACUAGGCACCACAUCUUGUCUAUUUUACUACUCACCAUUCUCAUACCAAUAACAGCUGUUCUAUUCCACAAUUACUCCGCAUUUAGUCCCGUCUUCCGAGCGCGGUUCUCUCAGAUGGCUACAACCAACAAGUCCCCGGUUAUUGUUGUCGGAGCAGGUCUUGCAGGGUUGUCGGCAUCGUAUUCGGCGAUCCAGUCCGGGGCAUCAGUUCGUCUUUUGGAGCGAGCACCGAAGCCAGGUGGUAACAGCAUCAAGGCAUCGUCAGGGAUCAAUGGGGCACCUACUCGUUUCCAAAACGUUGAGAAGUAUGGUGUCGAUACCAGUUUCUGGGAUGACACAACCCGAUCAGCUGGAGUGAGGCUCAACUCUGCCUCGGUUAGCCCAACAGUGAAAAGACGGCGCGAGGAGCUUAUCACGGUCUUGACCAACCGCUCGGCCAGUGCAAUCGACUUCCUCACCGACCUGGGCGUUGAUCUUAGUGUUGUGGCUCAACUUGGGGGCCAUAGCCUUCCACGGACACAUCGAGGAGCUGGGAAGACACCCCCCGGUGCCUCAAUCGUGACUACUUUGCUCACAAAACUGAAGGAGCAAGGGCCCGACCGCUUCCAGUUGGUCACCGACUCUGAAGUGACCAGAUUGCUGACCGACAGCAAUGCCCCGAAAGGAACUGUAAAGGUGACUGGCGUGGAGUACAAAAACAGGCAGGAUGGGAGCACACGCCUCCUUCACGGUCCUGUGGUCUUCACAACCGGCGGCUUCGCAGGUGACACCCAUGGUCUGUUGGCCAAAUACCGUCCUGAUCUCGACGGGUUGCCAUCCACCAACGACCCACGGCCAGGCACACACACGAUUCUCUCUGACGUGGGCGCCAAACUCGUCGACAUGGACGCUGUGCAAAUCCACCCAACGGGCUUUAUCGAUCCAGCCAACCCGGCGAGCCCCCUCAAGUUCCUCGCUGCCGAGAUGCUGCGCGGAGAAGGGGGGAUUCUCCUCCACAACGGCAAGAGGGUCAUCAACGAGCUGCAGACCCGCGAGAAAGUCAGCAAUGCCCUGAUGGCUCUCCCUGCCAAGAAUGAGGACUCGCUGAGGCAAUGGGACGUCCAGCUGCUUCUUGAUCCUGGUGCCACCGAAGCCGCGGCGGGCCACGUGGGUUUUUAUCUAUGGAAGGGCCUUUUGCAGAAAAAAAAGAUAGCAGAGCUGGAUGAGACGACGAGACAGACCCUAAAGGAGUAUGCUGCUGUUGUUCGUGGCGAGAAAGAGGAUGAGCUAGGAAGGAAGGCGUUUGGGAAUUGGCGGCUGACCGAGGAAGAUGUUGAUGAGGGCGAGGAGGAGGUUUGCGUGGGGAGGGUCACGCCCAUCACUCAUUUCACCAUGGGCGGAGCGGUUUUCAACACAAAGGCUCAGAUUUUGACGGCGGAGUUGGGAGAGGAGCAGGAAGGGAAGGAGAUUGAGGGAUUAUGGGGAGCGGGGGAGAUCACGGGGGGUUUGCAUGGCGAUAAUAGACUGGGAGGGAGCAGCUUGUUGGAGUGUGUUGUUUUUGGGAGGGUAGCGGGAGAGGAGGCUGCAAAAUACCGGGUGUAG
Podospora anserina S mat+ is the source of this 1584-nucleotide messenger RNA. RefSeq lists its product as uncharacterized. Gene Ontology annotation, molecular function: oxidoreductase activity; FMN binding. The transcript has a single exon. The record is from RefSeq and is a predicted model, not a curated record. NCBI's taxonomy places the organism in Eukaryota, Fungi, Ascomycota, Sordariomycetes, Sordariales, Podosporaceae. The coding region runs from base 1 to 1584 and encodes 527 amino acids.